CCCUUCUCCGACCCCAAGACGGCACUGUCCACUCUCUCUCUCUCUCUCUCUAGUUCUUCUCUUAUCGAGUCCUUUCGUGAUUUCGUCUCUCUUCUUCUAUUGUUCUACUCCCUGAAGUCUGAGCUCUCUUAUAAAACAGAAGACAAGAGUGACAGCAAAGAGAGAUCGAAUCAGAACCGGAUUGAAUCGAGGAAGCCUCACGAAAAGAGAUCUCAUUUUUCUCUCGACGGCAGAUCUCUGAGCUGUGACACAAACCCUAGCAAUGGCGUUGCAGAGGGUGAGUGAGCUCCGCAGCCUCGAUCCCUACAUAUGGAAGGCCUGCGCUGGAAACUCUGUCGAAAUCCCCACCGUCGGUUCCACGGUUUACUACUUCCCGCAAGGCCAUGCGGAGCAGGCUUCUUCUUCUCCAGAUUUUAGUUCUCUGGCCUGCGUCAGGCACAUGGUUCUGUGCAGAAUCGUGUCGGUUAUGUUCCUGGCGAAUCCUGAUACUGAUGAGGUUUUUGCAAAAAUACGUCUUGAACCGCUGGAUCGAUCGUUUUCCGGAAUGGUUCGUAUGCCGCCGGUUGCAGCGGGAUUGUCGCAGGACGGUGACGUUGAAGAUUCUGAGGAAAAGAUUUUGUCGUUCUCGAAGAUCCUGACGCCAAGCGAUGCAAACAAUGGAGGUGGGUUUUCGGUUCCCAGGUUUUGUGCAGAUUCAAUAUUUCCCCCACUGAACUACAAGGCGGAGCCACCAGUACAGACGAUUACAGUGACAGAUGUUCAUGGUGUGAUGUGGGAUUUCCGGCACAUUUACCGUGGGACGCCGCGUCGGCAUUUGUUGACGACUGGGUGGAGUAAGUUCGUUAAUCAUAAGAAGCUUGUUGCUGGAGAUUCAGUGGUUUUUAUGAAGAACCAAACUGGAGAGCUUUUUGUUGGGGUAAGGCGCACUGCAAGGUCAAGCGGCAGUAUGGACUGUGUUCGGUGGAAUUAUCAUGUCGGGUCUGUGGCUUCUCCCAUUGUGAAAAUGGAAGAGGGGUUUGGAAGUGGAGAGGGGUUCUCGAGGAGCAGCAGGGGCAGGGUUCCAGCUGAAUCUGUAGUAGAGGCUGCUGAAUUAGCAGGAGUAAACAGGCCUUUUGAGGUUGUUUAUUAUCCGAGGGCAGGUUCACCGGAUUUUGUGGUUAAGGCGGAGGCGGUAGAGGAAUCCCUCAAUAUAAUUUGGAUGGUUGGUAUGAGGGUUAAAAUGGCAGUGGAGACAGAAGAUUCGUCUAGGAUGACAUGGUUUCAGGGGACUGUUUCGUCAGUUGCAAGUCCAGAUCAUGGGCCGUGGAGGGGCUCGUUCUGGCGCAUGCUUCAGGUUAACUGGGAUGAGCCAGAAGUUUUGCAGAAUGUCAAGAGAGUGAGCCCCUGGCAAGUUGAACUGGUUGCAGCCACACCACCCCUUCAGACCCCAUUUCCCCCCACAAAAAAGCUCAGGGUUCCUCAGAAUCCUGAGUUGCUUACUGAUGGAGGAGCCCUGUUCUAUCCUAUGACAGGAUUUAAUUCAAUGAUGGGAAACUUGAGUCCAUCAUUGUUUAAUUGUAACACUUUUCCUGCUGGCAUGCAGGGAGCCAGGCAUGAUCCAAUCUGUGUACCCAAUUUAUCCAAUUUCAUAUCGAGCAAUAACCAUCAGGUGUUGUGUUCUGAGAAUAUCUGUAGCAACAAUGUGGCACCAAAAUUGAGUUGUAUUUCCACCGAAUUGAGCAUUGGUAGUUCAUCACAAUCAGACAACUCAUCACCACAUAGCCAGAACAGUGUGCAUUUCUUUGGUACUGAAACUUUUGGGAGCCGAAACAGCAAUUUAACAACAAAAGCUACUGUUAGUUCAUUCCAAUUGUUUGGUAAAAUCAUCCAGACAAAACAGCCUUCUGAGAGUGGGAUUGAUGACAUUGGGUGUAUGGAAAAUGAUGGUGGUAAAGGCUACAAUGUGACUGAAGCUGUGGCCAAUCCACUGGUUCCUGCCUUAUCUCACCCUUACAACAAGUUGUAUGAUGGGGUUGACAUUCAAUAUCAAGGAGUCUCAGCAGUGGAAGCUUGUUCCUUAUGAUGGUAGUUGCUUUGGUGUAAUGGAGAUGGAAGUGUACAGGUCUUUCUAGGAGAGGCAGGAAGCUGACUUCUUAUCUGACUGUUGCAGUAAUAACGUGGCCACACAAGGUAGCUUUAGCUGUCAAGUUUGACUAUUUAGUCUAACUUUGUGGUCAUGUAGAAAGAAGCCUUGUAGUUUUCUUUACUUUAAUUAAGUGAUAUCAAGUCAAUUGGUUAGCCAUUGACAGGGACUUGGCAUUUUUAUUAUUAUCUUUUAGUAUUUAGUCACUUGGUAGAAUCUCAUCUGUAUGUUUCUGCCAUUUAGCAACUGUGUAUGUUCAGGAUCUAGAAAGAUCAUAAUUUGUCUAAUGGGGCUGAAUGCUAUCCAUUUUCGUUGCUGUGUCUUAGGAUGCUUUUCCUGUAUUUUCAUGUUAGCAACAAAAUGGUUUUUCCUUUUACAAAGGUUACUUUGAUGAA
Molecule: messenger RNA, 2517 nt
Organism: Nelumbo nucifera (sacred lotus)
Lineage: Eukaryota; Viridiplantae; Streptophyta; Magnoliopsida; Proteales; Nelumbonaceae
Product: auxin response factor 17
Biological process (GO): response to hormone; regulation of DNA-templated transcription
Cellular component (GO): nucleus
Molecular function (GO): DNA binding
Source: RefSeq, a predicted model, not a curated record